ACCUUUGGAGAUGGAAGCUGCAAUCCCUGAGGCGGAAGGAGCUUCCUUGGAGCAGGGGCAGAGGGUGCAGGCGGUGGAGCGUGCCCAAGAUGCCCUCUCCUGUGGAACAGGCAGUGAAGAGAUGCUGUUGAGCCUUCGUCUUUUCAGAGAUGUGGAAACGGCUGCUGAACCUGCAAUCCAGGGUCCCUUUUCCUUUGAGGAGGUGUCCGUCUCUUUCACGGAGGCAGAGUGGGCCCUGCUGGAUCCGGGACAAAGAGCUCUGUACAAGGAAGUCAUGCUGGAGAACUACGGGAAUGUGGCCUCUCUGGACUUUCUAUGGGAAAAACAUACAGUCAGAAAAAGAUUCAGUACCAGUGGCAAUUUGCAACAACAUCAGAAAACUCACUCAAGUGAGAAACCUUAUGUUUGCUCAGAGUGUGGAAAGAGAUUUAGUACAACUUGCAAUCUUCAAUGUCAUCAGAGAAUCCACAGAGGGGAAAAACCUUUUGAAUGUCCAGAGUGUGGAAAGAGAUUCAGUUGGACUGGCAGUCUUAAGCUGCAUCACAGAACCCACACAGGGGAGAAACCUUUUGAAUGCUCAGAGUGUGGAAAGAGAUUCAGUAGGAGUUGCAAUCUUCAGCAGCAUCAGAGAACCCACACAGGGGAGAAACCUUUUGAAUGCUCAGAGUGUGGAAUGAGAUUCAGUACGAGUGGCCAUCUUCAGCGUCAUCAGAGAAUCCACACAGGGGAGAAACCUUUUGAAUGCUUAGAAUGUGGGAAGAGCUUCACCCAGAGUGGCAGUCUUCAAUAUCAUCAGAGAAUCCACACAGGGGAGAAACCUUUUGAAUGCUCAGAGUGUGGAAAGAGAUUCAAUCGGACUGACAGUCUUCAAGAGCAUCAGAAAACUCAUACAGAGGAGAAGCCUUUUGAAUGCUCAGAGUGUGGAAAGAGAUUCAGUCGGACUGGUAAUCUUCAAGAGCAUCAGAGAACUCACACAGGGGAGAAACCUUUUGAAUGCUCAGAGUGUGGAAAGAGAUUCAGUACAAGUUGCAAUCUUCAAUGUCAUCAGAGAAUCCACACAGGGGAGAAACCGUUUGAAUGCUCAGAUUGUGGAAAGAGGUUCAGCCAGAGUGGCAGUCUUCAAGAUCAUCAGAGAAUCCACACAGGGGAGAAACCAUUUGAAUGCUCAGAGUGCGGAAAGAGAUUCAGUCAGACUGCUAAUCUUCAAGAGCAUCAGAAAAUCCAUACAGGGGAGAAACCUUUUGAAUGCUCAGAGUGUGGAAAGAGAUUCAGGAAGAGUGGUGAUCUUCAAAAGCAUCAGAGAACCCACACAGGGGAGAAACCUUUUGAUUGCUCAGAGUGUGGAAAGAAAUUCAUUCGGAGCGGCCAUCUUCAAUAUCAUCAGAGAACCCACACAGGUGAGAAACCUUUUGUGUGCUCAGAGUGUGGAAAGAGAUUCAGUCUGAGUGGUCAUCUUCAACAGCAUCAGAGAACCCACACAGGGGAGAAACGUUAUGAAUGCUCAGAGUGUGGAAAGAGAUUCCGUUAUAGUGGUACUCUUCAACUGCAUCAAAGAACUCACACGGGGGAGAAACCUUUUGAAUGCUCAGAGUGCGGAAAGACAUUCAGCACAAAUGGCAAUCUUCAACAACAUCAGAGAACCCACACAGGGGAGAAACCUUUCGAAUGCUCAGAGUGUGGAAAGACAUUCAGUACAAAUGGCAAUCUUAAAUAUCAUCAGAGAAUUCACACAGGGGAGAAACCUUUUGAAUGCUUAUUUUGUGGAAAGAGAUUCAGUCAGAGUGGCCAUUUUCAAGAGCAUCAGAGAACCCAUACCGGGAAGAAACAUUUUCCAUGCUCAGAGUGUGGAAAGAGAUUCGGUCAGAGUGGCCAUCUUCAACGUCAUCAGAGAAUCCACACAGGGGAGAAACCUUAUGAAUGCUCAGAGUGCGGAAAGAAAUUCACUAAGAGUGGCAGUCUUCAAGAGCAUCAGAAAACGCACACAGGAGAGAAACCUUUUGAAUGCUCAGAGUGUGGAAAGAGAUUUGGUCAAAAUUGCCAUCUUCAACGUCAUCAGAGAAUCCACACAGGGGAGAAACCUUUCGAAUGCUCGGAGUGUGGAAAGAGAUUCAGUAGGAGUUGCAAUCUUCAACAGCAUCGGAGAACCCACACAGGGGAAAAACCUUUUGAGUGCUCAGAGUGCGGAAGGAGAUUUGGUACAAGUGGCCAUCUUCAGCGUCAUCAGAAAAUCCACACAGCAGAGAAACCUUUUUGA
Molecule: messenger RNA, 2254 nt
Organism: Heteronotia binoei (common prickly gecko)
Lineage: Eukaryota; Metazoa; Chordata; Lepidosauria; Squamata; Gekkonidae
Product: zinc finger protein 345-like
Exons: 6
Coding region: 11-2254 (747 amino acids)
Biological process (GO): regulation of transcription by RNA polymerase II
Molecular function (GO): DNA-binding transcription factor activity; RNA polymerase II cis-regulatory region sequence-specific DNA binding
Source: RefSeq, a predicted model, not a curated record